CUUUUCUCUCUGUUUCGCUGUUGCGGCAGGCAGGAAAGCAAGCCUGGGAGAUCCUGGUGCUUCACAAGGCGAAAGGAGCAAUUUCGGCAGAGGCGGAGAUCGGCGCGAGAGAGAUACACGCGAGAUCUGUUCGUUUCGACAAGCAUCCUUCGCUCCCGUGCUCAUCAUCAUCAUCAUCAGAAGAUCCACUCCUUGCUCGAUUCGGCGGCUUCCUGAGAUCCGAUGACCGUGGUCCGCUAGCGGCCCACGCGAGAUGACCAGCACCGUGGACUCUGCCUCAUCGUCACACACGACAACCCUGUCAGCAGCAGAGGAGCCAGCCACCUCAGCUGUCCCACCGAUGGAAGCCACUCCCACGUCAGCGUCUGGCCUGAUGCGCCAGAACACGCCAAGCUAUGCCAGGCGGGGGAGGAAGUCCUCAUUGUUCGAGGAGGACAAGUACAAGCGGCUGAACCUGCAGAGGCUCGCAGAGGUCUGUGAGCCAGACAAGCCGAGAGAAGCCAAUGCAGCCCCACACACAGGCAUCGAUGUGUGUGUGUGUGUGUGUGCGUGUGUGUCGUGCAGGCGAUAAUAGAGGACCAUGACAUUGAGGUUGAGGCCGAGGACGAGAAGACCUACUGCCAGAGGAUUGCGACGUCGUGGCGGUUCGAGCUGGGUGUGUGGAUCCUCAUCAUCCUCAACUGCCUUGCCGUCUGGAUCGAGACCAGCGAGUACGCCAAGAAACUCAAAGAGGACGGCGAAAAGCCCAACUACUCCAUGGUCACAUGGAUACCCCGCAUGUAUGUCAGUACGUCAGACAGACAGAGAGAGUUGCAUGAGAUUGAGAUGAGCAGCAAACGCAGGGACGGGCCCAGAUGUGACUGGUGUGUGUGUGUAUGUGUGUGUGUGUGUCUGCAGCUCUCCGUGGCUUUGGCUUCAGUUCGCGUGUCUGGCGCUGUUUGUGCUGGAGGUGGCCUUCAAGGUGGCGGUGCUGGGGCGAAAGUUCUUCCGCAAUGUCUACAACUGGAUCGACUUAUUUGUCCUGCUCAUCACUAUUGUGCCAUGGUAUAGGAGGGAGGGAGGGAGGGAGGGAGGGAGGGAGGAUGGGACAGACCACACCACACCACACCACAGCCAUGCCACGUGCCUUCAACGUCUGUCUGUCUGUGUCCCUCUUUCUUCAGGGUGAUGUCGCUCAUCCUUUCAAAAGACUAUGGCCCCGGCAGCAACGCCGAGAUGGCCUGGCGCAAGCUGCUCAUCCUGCGGAUCGUGCGCCUCUUCGCCAUCACCAAGGCACUCAGACGAUGGCCCAUCUUCAGAGAGCUAUGGUCAGUCUCGCCUCCAUCACCAUCACACACACACACACACAGAGAGAGACACACACACAGGCCUACCGACACAUUUGGCCACUAACUCCUGUGUGUAUGUCAUUUAUAUGGGUUUUUUGCAGGAUGUUGACCACCGGGGUGACAUACUCGAUCAAGACGCUCAUCUGGGGCCUGGCCCUCACCUUUGUGCUGCUCUUCGUCUUCGCCGUCUUCGCCACGAGCAUGAUCGGCUUCAGCACUGACUUCAUCCCCACCGAUGCAGAGAAGGGAUACUUCAACAACGAGGACAGGCCCUACUGCCCCGACACCGACGACGAGAUCGCUUGCUACAGCGCAGAGGCCAAACGGGAAGUGCGGGUGAGUUGAGUCCCUCCUCCCCCCGUCGAUGACCUCCUCACAUCGCCUUGUGUGUGUGUGGUGGGUUGCAGGAGAGCUGGGGCACGGUGACGCAGAGUAUGGCGACGCUCUUCCAGAUCAUGACGCUUGACGACUGGAUGCAGGAGAUAGGGCCGGUCCUGGAGGAGCAGCCCGGCAUGCUCCUCUUCUUCAUCGCCUUCAUCGCCGUCUCCGUCUUCGCCCUCACCAACCUCAUCACGGCCGUCCUGGUGGAGAGCGCCAUGCAGGUGUCGCGCGAAGACGAGAAGCAGAAGGAGUACGAGGCAGCCAAGGAGGUGCAAAAGCUGAAGAAGCUGCUGGUGCGAGUGCUAUGCCCCGAGAGCUCCGUGCAGAAGCAGGACAAGGACAAGGACAAGCCCAACACGCGGCUGGUCAUCCCAUCCCUCCAAGACGCCGCGACGUCGCCCACCACGGCUGAGAAGGCGGGCGGCGCGGGAGCGGCAAGCAAGACGGGGACGGUCAAGGCAGUCAUGCUGUCGGUGGGGCACUUCCUGAACCCUUUGCGCAAGCGGCGGCCGAUGGACAGCGCACAGACGGUGAUGCGCAUGGCGACUAAACAUGAUGCGUCGUUCCGGAAGGAGCAGCUCAUGGAGGUCAUCGACAGACCUGAGAUCAAGGUCCGGACGCUUGUGAUCAAGGGUGGAUGGAUGGAUGGAUGGAGGGGCACACUCACCCUGGGUGUGUGUGUGUGUGUGUUGUGGUUGUGUUUAUCAGCGCUUGAUGAAGAUCUAUGACGUGGAGGAGUCUGAUCUGCUGGGUCUGUGCGACCUGCUGACCAUGGACGAGAUGAACAAUGGCACUGGAAGUCCCGAGAUCAUGGUCGAGGACUUUAUAGUCGGCACACAGAAGCUCCGGGUAUGUCCGAUGAAUGCACACCUGUGACAGACACGCAAUGCUUUGGGCUCUCCUGCACUCUGUGUGUGUGUGUGUGUGUGUGUGUGUGUGUAGGGUCAAGCAAAGAGCAAGGAUCUGUUUGAGCUGCGCACACGGCUGUCAGCCAUGGAGCGGAACCAGCUCAACCUCAUGGAAGAGAUGGCUCGCCUGCGAUCCACACUCAGGUCGGUAAAAGGCAACACACACACGCAGACACUCUCUCACCCACACAGACAGGCAGGCAGAGAAGACAAGACACCUUACUUACCUCGCUCACCUCUUGCUUGCACCAGGGGCGGCUCCACGGCCUCUCUCGACGACAAGCUCGGCCCCUCUCUCCGCGUCUACAAUCCAUACGCCACACGAUCCACCCUCGGCUCCGCAGAAGGGGGCACGCCACUCGCAACCACCGGACAGACAACCGCCACCGACUCGCCCAUCGACACCCAGCGGCAGCUCGACGCGCGCAGCCCCAACAGCAUCAGCGUCCCAUCUGGCCUUGGCGCGCCGCAGCAGGCGAAGGGCCUGGUUCGGCGUAGGAGCUUACGCCGUCGGCUGUUCAGUGCUGUGGUGGGUCCGCGUUUCUCGCUGCGGCGGCCGGUGGCCCCCCACAACCACCAUGAAGAGAUGGACGAGGGGGUGGCCGAGGACAGCAUACGGGCCAGAAUGUCUGACGUGUGAUGGAGUGUGGUGCUAACUUAGGGCAGGGAGGGAGGGUGGUUGGUUGGUUGGUCUUUUGUGAGUGAGGGAGGUAGCAGGUGUGUAUGUGGGUAUGUGUGCUGCAUGUGUUGUGGGUUGGUUCAUGCAAUGCCGCUGCGGCGGUUGUGGUGUUUCAUCAUCCUAUCCUGUUUUUGCCCAUGAAUUUUCCUGUCACGUCCGUUUUUAGUGCCGCACAAGCCUUGUGCGGUGCGAACUCACUGCAUCCACCCGGCCGUGGUGUCAUGUCAUGUCUUGUUGUGCUGCGUUGUGCUGUGUCUGUCGUGUUGUGCCUGCCUGCCUGUGUUGUGUCUUUCAUUAAUCCAUCCCUUUUCUUGUUUUGCGUGCGUGCGUGCCGUCAUGAUUCGAUUCGCAUCACAUACAUACAUACAUGUGCGUUGCAUACGUGUGGUUUUGUACACAGACUGUGCGUGGCGGCCUUUUUCUGUGUUUGUUUUCCCCGUGUGCUAUGCGUCCUUUGAGAGCGCCUCACACGAGUUUUUCGUGUGCGUGUCGGUCCACCACUUGGUGACUCACGUACUGCGCGUUGCGUUGGGAUGGGAUGGGAUAUGGGCGCAGUGCACCCAUCACCUGCAUCACCACCUGGUGUUUCUCGCUCACGCCAACCGUGUCUGGUAUGUUGCCAACUGCCUUCCUGAUUGCAAACGUGUCCAUGUCCGUGUCCGUGUCGGGUUGUCUGUCUUUAUAUAGGCUUUAGUGUGCGCAUACCACUGUGGACAUGCAGACGUGCGUGCCUACCUACCGCCUACCGUAUCUAUCGCUCCCUCUCUCCAUCCCUCCCUCCCUCCCUCCCUCCCUCUCUCCCUCUCUCCCUCCCUGACGUCCUGGGGAUUUUCGUGUGCGUGUGGGGUCGAGUGCGUCCAAUGGUUGGAUGGAUGGAUGGAUCAGUGAAUGGAUGAGUUUAUUGGUUGGUUCUUGUUUAACCAGACGAGCUGACAGAGUUCCCAGAGAGAGUAUAUGAGUUACGAACCCGCGAUGACUUAACGUAGGG
Messenger RNA from Vitrella brassicaformis, 4284 nucleotides. The record is from the annotation of a GenBank genome assembly. NCBI's taxonomy places the organism in Eukaryota, Vitrellaceae.